Messenger RNA from Aureobasidium uvarum, 1635 nucleotides. The record is from the annotation of a GenBank genome assembly. Lineage: Eukaryota; Fungi; Ascomycota; Dothideomycetes; Dothideales; Saccotheciaceae.
AUGCGUCUACACUCUCUGAAAGAGCUCGACGACUCGGAGGGAAAUGUUCGUCUGCAUAACGACAAAGAUAUCGCUGUCAUCUUGUAUCCUGCCCCUUCGCCUACCGACCCUAAUGACCCGCUUCGAUGGCCUCUAUGGAGGAAACAUGUCGCCUUUGGCAGUGUAUGCGCUUUUGCAUUCUUGUCGAACUAUGCCAUUGGAGGUCUGGCCCCAGCUUUCUACAUUCUAAGUCUGGAGUUUGGAAAGUCGCAACAUCAGACUAGCGAGCUACUCCUCUGGCCCGUCCUUGUAUUCGGGGUCUUUAACUUCCUCUGGGUGCCUCUAGCGAACUAUUAUGGCAAACGACCCAUCUUUGUAUUUUGUACUCUUCUUCUGUGCGUAUGCUACAUUUGGGGUGCGACUGCACAGAGUUUUGAGAGUUUGCUCUGGUCCAACAUUGUCGGUGCAUUUGGAGGCAGUGCAUCCGAAGCUGUGGCUGCGUCGAUGGUGAAUGAUCUGUACUUUCUGCAUGAGCGUGCUGGCAAGAUGAGUUGCNCAUUGAUCUGUGGCUUUGUGGUCCAAGGCUUGAGCUGGCGUUGGCACAAGAUCAUCGCGGCCAUUCUUGUCGGCAUAAAUUUCCUCGUCGUGGUCUUUUUGUGCCCUGAGACCAGAUUCGACCGCGCAGGACACGGACUCGCGGAACCUCUCACACCUUCAAGAACAGCCAGCGAUGCCAACACUCUCGAGAAGACAAUCUCGAACCCAGAGCAACAGCCAGUGCAUCGUCCAUCAGAUACUUCGGAUACUACACCUGUGGACACGGUUCCCAAGAAAUCAUGGUCCCAACAACUCAAGCUCUGGUCGCCUUUGCCUAACAAUCUCUCGCUGUUUGAGCUUUUCUUGCGCCCGUGGCCAUUGAUCGUAUACCCUGAGGUCAUCUUUUCCACUUUGGCGACGGCAUUCGCGCUUGCCUGGGUGGUAGGUAUCAACAUCCUGAAUUCGUUCGUCCUCCAGGCACCGCCCUACUCCUGGUCGCCUGCUGUGAACGGCCUUAUCAACAUCCCUGGCUUACUAGGAAAUAUUUGUGGUGCUCUUGUAGGCGGACCGCUGGUUGAUUGGUACUCUGAUUGGCGUGCUAGAAAGAAUGGCGGUGUCUUUCAGCCAGAGUCGAGGUUGACACUGUUGAUCUUUCCGGCUGUCAUGGUACCUGCAGGGUGUUUGGCUUUCGGAUAUGGUGUUCAAGACAAGUUGCACUGGACCAGUAUGUUCUUUGGAUAUGGCAUGGUUGCAACGGGCUUGACGACGAUACCUUGUAUCACCAUGACCUAUAUUUCGGAUUGUGUAAGUCUUCUUGUCAUUCUCCUCUCCCACUCUGAGGCGUGUUGCGAUGGAUGCAGAAGAGCUUGGCUAAUUGAUGUUUUAACAGNNUAUCUUCCGAUUGCUCCUGACGCACUGUUGUUAAUCAACGGGCUGAAGAAUGUUGCAGCGUUCGGCUUCCUGUAUGCCAUCACGCCUUGGGUAUUCAAGGUUGGAUAUGCAGAGUGUUAUGGUGAGCAGGCCGCUAUAGCAGUGGGAAUACUGUUGUUUGCCAUUCCGCUCAGCAUUUUCGGUGCCAGGAUGCGCCAUCGUACUGCACAAUGGCGUAUAAUUCUUUGA